AUGUCUAUUUCUUCGCUCCAUGUGCACACUGAAAGCGAUGCUAUUCACCUCUACACGGGAGAGAAUAUGAUACCAAACUCAUCCUAUGUCUUGCGAGGGCACGUGGAGCUUAACGUGCGACGACCGGUGCGGAUUCGUCAGAUCAGUGUGCAAUUUAAAGGCACCGUUCAUAAUGUUAUAUCCAACGAACUUAUUCAACAUCAUCAAGACAUAUCAGCCAAUAGCGAUUUUUGGCCCAUCACCAUCGUCUCAAAGCAAAGCACCGCCAUCUUUGAACGCAUGAGUCGAUUUGCUGUCAGCACAGCACUUGGUUAUGCCCUUUCGAAUCAAAAGAUUGUUCGUGAACGAGUGGAUUUAUUACCAUCACCACCAUCAGCCGAUGCAGCUACCACCGCACGUAUCGAACCAGGUGUAUCUCGAUGGCCCUUUGCUAUUGAAAUCGAUCAUCCAGAACAGCUCUUGCCAUCAUUGCUCUUACCGCGACAUACCAUCCGCUAUGAUUUAAUUGUACAUGUGCAGCUAGCCUCCUUACGUGACAAAAUCACACAACGUAAGCUGCGGAUCACCAAGCCUAUCCAUGUGUUGUGUCACGCCUAUCCCAGUUUGCAUAUUCUUGACUUUCAACCACGCGUGCGAUAUCGAGGUUGCCGCGAAGGUCACAUGCGAUACGAAGUUUCCAUGGUCAAAUUUGUCCCACUCAAGCAAAAGUUAAGGCUUGUGUGCCACUUUUUUCCAUUGUGCCCCGAAGCACGUAUAUCUACAAUCGCCAUGCUCAUUGAACAAAAUGAGCUAUUUCCAUUACGCACCGGCAAUAUCAAAGAGCAUGAAACCAUCCCACCACACAUGUAUGUUUCAAAGACACACAAGCCGAUAGUGAAGGAAUAUGCGGUCAAAGAUGACGAUACGCUUGAAUACCUUCCAUUCGAUCUGGACGUUGCAUCGCCUUACAUUGCUCAAGACGUUGAUACGCAAUCAUUGAAAAUCACCCACAAGAUGCGGAUCAUUGUUUACUUUGCUGAUUCUCAAGUGCGAAGGAUGUCGCUUAGUUUUCCUUUGAUUAUCGGCACGAUACCCUCACCUUAUGGUGAAUCCACAAACGGCAUCCGAUAUUCAGUAAACGAAGACAUUAUGGGUGAAAUGGAAGACGACGAUGAUAAUGACUGGAUCAGCAUGAUCGCUGCCGAUACCAAUUAUCAUCGACACCGGGAUAGUGGAUCGGCCAUGGAUGAUGGCAUCAUGGAAAAAUUACCCACUUACUAUGAUGUACUUCAUGAAGGACCACCACCGGCUGCCUUUCUUGAUGAUGACUUAUCCCAUUAUCCAUCACCACACGCUUGA
Messenger RNA from Lichtheimia ornata, 1338 nucleotides. RefSeq lists its product as uncharacterized. The transcript has 3 exons. The record is from RefSeq and is a predicted model, not a curated record. Lineage: Eukaryota; Fungi; Mucoromycota; Mucoromycetes; Mucorales; Lichtheimiaceae. The coding region runs from base 1 to 1338 and encodes 445 amino acids.